GUUUUUUUACACAUGUAUCAUUCCCCACUCAACGGAAGCCAGCUUCAACGAAACCUCAAUUCCCAUGAUCCAUUAUCAUUCAUUCCAACUAAUAUGGGGUUCGCGAUAUUGAAAAAUCAUUCAGUAGCUGUGUAUACUUUUCUUUCAAUGGUAUUUAUUCUCGUCGAGUCCAUCAAUAUUUAUGGACUUACAGAUAUAUUAUCUGGCAGCUCCGAUGAUAUGGCAAGAUAUAUUCCAAUGAUAGCAAUGAUGCAACCUGGAUGUAUCAGUCUUAUUCUCAUUCGCACUUACGUUCAUUUUUGUGUGAAUUACCAAGAUAAGAUAUUCGAGGAGUUCUGUUCACUGAAUAAUACAGACACUCAUUUCCAGAAGAAACUAUCACGUGACAGAAAAGCUGCAAUGUAUAUAAGCAUCAUCUACUUUUUAUUCGUACAAGUCGUCUUCAUAGCAUUCAUGGUUCCUGCUGUUGGAGACGAAUAUGAUUGCAUUUAUGUCUUCAAAAUGAUUCAAGAUGCUGGACAAUAUUAUGGCAUCAUUCUCAUGAUUUUGUUAGCAGUCUGUGUCAUCGUUAUUUCUGUUGCUACAGCCUAUCCUCCUGUUGUUGCUCUUUACUUCGUACUGCAUCUCAAGUUUCAGACUGACCUUCUUAAUCACUAUUUGGAGAAAAAUAUCAAGAAUCUGACUUCAGCUCGAGUGAAUCCAAUGCAUGAUAUAAAAUUUCAGAAGAUAAUUUAUCAUCGAUUGACAGUUUGUGCUGAAUACCACGCAAAAAUGAGGAAGUACCAACAGAAUUUAUCGUCGCCAUCCCACUCCACAGCUCUGCUACUGUAUUUAUCUACUUGUCUCAUGUUGACGGGAGGACUCUUUUUCAUAAUCGCAGAAAUCAGUGCAUCUAGCAACUUCAGAAUCUACCUCUCUUUUGUCAGUGGUGCCGCCGAGGCCUUAUUAUUCACAUGUAGUGGACAAAUCUUGGUGGAUGUGUCUAAUCGAUAUUAUGAGAUAUUAUGUGAAUGUCCAUGGUACAAUUGGAAUAUAAGGAACCGAAAAGCAUUGAUGAUGAUGUUAGCAGGUGCAGCUCAGCCAUUCAAAAUCACAUUCUUUGGUAUAGCAGAACUGGAUUUCGGAUUCAUAUUGAAGCUUUCAAAAACAACGUACAGUUUACUAGCAGUUGCUAGAAAUAUGAAGUAGUUGAUGUUUCAUCAAGGAUUCAUCAUUUGUAGCAUGAUUGUCAACAUCAAUCAGAAUGUUGUAGCAGCACUGGAGUAUACUAUCUCACACGAUUCCUAUGAAAACUUGAUUUCAAAGUACUACAGAUGAGGAAUAACAAUUUUAUUGUAUAUUAACGAUUUUCGGAAUACAAUUCCCUUCGAUUGAGAUACGAAUUAUUAGAAUACUUGUGUGCGAUGUGAUUCCUUAGAUGGUUUCCUGAAGAUUUUCUAGGUAGAAGAGUAAACUAAAAAAACAUCACA
This is a messenger RNA of Phaedon cochleariae (mustard beetle), 1469 nucleotides long. The record is from the annotation of a GenBank genome assembly. Lineage: Eukaryota; Metazoa; Arthropoda; Insecta; Coleoptera; Chrysomelidae.